Molecule: messenger RNA, 426 nt
Organism: Staurois parvus
Lineage: Eukaryota; Metazoa; Chordata; Amphibia; Anura; Ranidae
Source: the annotation of a GenBank genome assembly
CGCGAAGGGAAGGGAGCGCGCAGCACGGCGAUCGCCGGUGCACUGUUUCCCUCGGACACAGCGGAUCACGGAAAGACCCGAAGAUGUCGACUUGGUCAUGUGAGCAGCUGUGUCCAAUCACAGCUGAUCACUGAUGAUCGGUGUGCCCUGAUGAUCAGUGUAGCCCCAGCAGUGCCACCUGUCAGUGUCCAUCAGUGCCAGCAGUCAGUGCUCAUCAGUGCCACGUGCCAGUGCCCAUCAGUGACACUUCAAUGCCACAUAUCAGUGCAUACCAGUGCACAUCAAUGCCACAAAUCAGUGCCCAUCUUAGCUGUCUUUCAAUGUCACCCAUCAGUGCCAGUCAGUGCCACCUAUCAAGGCCAAUCAGUGCCACCUAUCAGUGCUGCCAAUCAGUGCCGCCUAUCAGUGCCAGUGUCGCCUAUCAGU